GUCACGUAUCUUCACACCUCCCAUUCCUCCUUCUCACACCGGUAAAAACCACGAGUGUUUUUGUAACAAGCAUGAGCGAAGUAACCGAAGCUGCGCAAGAGUUCGUGGAGAAGAUGACGGACACCCAGGAAGAGCCAGAAGGCUCCGGUUCUCCUGAGGUAGGGGACAGCGGCAGCCAAAAGAUGACCAUGGAGGAACGAAAAGCGAAGAUGGAAGAGCUCAGGCGCAAAAUGAGGACAUCCGCACUGGAAAAUCGCAAGCAGCUCGUUGAGGAGAGCACAAAGGCAAAGUUCACAGCUCGUGAAGCUGCGCGGCUGGAACGCCAACGCAAGCUCGCUGAAACCUUGCGGCUGAAGGCGGAUGCUGAGGAGCGUGGCGAGGACAUCGAGCGGGCUAAGAAUUGGGAGUACACAGUCGAGGAGAACGAUGAGUGGGAGAAGAAGCAGGCGCGGAAGGCGCGACGUGCAGACUUUGAGUUUCACAAUGAUGCGGACGCAGCACGCAGGCGGUACAAGAAGGAUUUGGACUUCAUCAAGCCCGACCUUGCAGCGUAUAAUAAGCAAAGGGAAAUUGCGCUUGGUCUUGCGCCUGGAACACUCGCGAAGGCCGGUAGCAGCAGUUCCUCAUCCUCACUCACGGCCUUCGAUCCCUCGGGCUCAUCGCUGGCACCAACAAGCGUGCAACAGCGGUUAGCAGCUGAAAGCCUUUACCGUGACGCGAACACGUUGCUCUAUGCGGAUAGCAAACCCAGCGAGGACGCCAUUGACCGAGUAGUGAGCAAGAUCAAUACAGACGUGGACAAGAAGAAGCGGUUCUCAAGAAAGCGGAACAACGAAGACGAGGGAGAUAUCACAUACAUCAACGAACGCAACAGAGUCUUCAACAAGAAGAUUGCCCGCUACUACGACAAGUACACAACGGAAAUACGGGCCAGCUUCGAGCGCGGAACUGCUCUAUGAUUCCACUUACGCAUUGCAUUCUGUAUCUCGUUGUACUCUAAUAUACACAUGUAUCUUUCUGGACCUAGUGUCGAUGGCGGUAGUAUUGCGGCGUGAAGCGACGCGCACCAAGAAACAUGAGUAGACAAUGGGACAAAAUGUGGGGUCUCGAGUCAUCCAUCAUCUAGAACCUACUAGGAGGGUAAAGGAGUUAGCAUGUAGGUCGGAAGGGCGUGCGACAGCAAGGUGAAAAUGAGUCAGUAUUGCAGAAUGUGGUCAGCAUCGGACAAUGACCGUCAGACUGUUGAGCUUGAAUGUGAUGUUUAUUCAUCAUAAAAAAACAGCAUGGCUGAAAUAACAUCGGCAUGAAACUGCUCACCCUGCUUAUGUGAGGACGACUGCGCGACGCAAGUGUCGGCUAUG
Molecule: messenger RNA, 1361 nt
Organism: Phanerochaete carnosa HHB-10118-sp
Lineage: Eukaryota; Fungi; Basidiomycota; Agaricomycetes; Polyporales; Phanerochaetaceae
Exons: 6
Coding region: 72-959 (295 amino acids)
Cellular component (GO): Prp19 complex; catalytic step 2 spliceosome; post-mRNA release spliceosomal complex
Source: RefSeq, a predicted model, not a curated record